Molecule: messenger RNA, 534 nt
Organism: Lycium ferocissimum
Lineage: Eukaryota; Viridiplantae; Streptophyta; Magnoliopsida; Solanales; Solanaceae
Exons: 2
Coding region: 1-534 (177 amino acids)
Source: RefSeq, a predicted model, not a curated record
AUGAUUGAUGAAAUGAUAACCUCUGGGGUAAUCAGAAACAGCACUAGUCCUUAUUCUUCACCUAUUGUCAUGGUGAAGAAAAAAGAUGGAUCAUGGAGGAUCUCUACUUGGUCUGAUCACUUGUUACAUCUAGAAGAGGCCUUCAAAAUACUAAGAAGUAAUGUUUUGUUUGUGAAUAAGAGCAAAUGUGACUUUGGAGUUCUUAAAAUUGACUACUUAGGUCAUGUGAUCUCUGAGGGAGUAGUGGCAAUGGACCAACAUAAACUAGAUGUUGUGUCCCAAUGGCCUGAACCAAAAACACUAAAGGGACUUAGGGGAUUCUUGGGACUGACUGGUUAUUAUAGGAGGUUCAUCCAAGGGUAUGGAGUCAUUGCUAGGCCCUUACAUGAUUUGCUUAAGAAGGGCAGUUUUCACUGGAAUCAGGAGGCUACUAUUGCCUUUGAGAAGCUUAAAAAGGCACUCACAUCUGCACCUGUGCUUACUCUCCCUGAUUUCUCUAAGGAAUUCACAGUUGAAACUGAUGCAUCGGGUUAA